This is a messenger RNA of Cimex lectularius (bed bug), 526 nucleotides long. Its product is annotated as ejaculatory bulb-specific protein 3-like. The transcript is spliced from 2 exons. Lineage: Eukaryota; Metazoa; Arthropoda; Insecta; Hemiptera; Cimicidae. The record is from RefSeq and is a predicted model, not a curated record. The coding region runs from base 24 to 401 and encodes 125 amino acids.
CCAGCCAGUUUCCAGUACGCAGGAUGUCUCUUAGGCCGUUGAUCCUUCUUACCUUCCUCUUCGUCCUCGCCACAUCCUUCGAAGUGCCGAAGGGGAUCGCGUUCGACAUAGACGUCGACAGCGUGCUCAACAACAAACGGCUCCUCGAUGCUUACACCAAGUGCUUCCUGGACAAAGGGCCGUGCGCGGGUGCACCCAGGGAAAUGAAAAAAAACUUCGCUAGUAUAUUCAGCACAAACUGUUCCACAUGCACCAAAGUCCAGAAGAAGCAGGUGAGAAGCGCUUUCAACAAGCUGCGCGAGAAGAAGCCGCAGGAGUUUCACAAAAUCUUCGAGAAGUACAACCCUGGGAACACACAUCUUCAAAGAUUUCUGAAUUGGCUCAAAUCAAACGAACUAUGAUUUCCGCCACUGUUAAAACUCUAAACUCCUCCCACAAUUGAAAAAGAGUCUGUUAAUUUAUUUUUUACUGUAUUUCUUUUUAAAUUAAGAUUUGUUAUUAUUUAAAUAAAUUAUACAAGUUUGUA